AUGGUAGGGAUGAUGGUCGGCACGGCCUCGGCUGGGAGCAUACGGAUGACGGAGUGCCCGCCCGACGCGCCAGAAGCUACCUUUCGCUGGGUGAACGAAGGAGAGUAUCUUUACGUUGAAGGAGCGGGGUCUUGUGUGACGCUCCCGGAUAUCAACAAUGCGGUGGAAAACCCUCCGCUAACGUACCACACGGUUGAGGGGGAUGAGAGCGACACGGAGACAGGGUGA
Messenger RNA from Ectocarpus sp. CCAP 1310/34, 228 nucleotides. Lineage: Eukaryota; Phaeophyceae; Ectocarpales; Ectocarpaceae. The record is from the annotation of a GenBank genome assembly.